Molecule: messenger RNA, 1029 nt
Organism: Hymenoscyphus albidus
Lineage: Eukaryota; Fungi; Ascomycota; Leotiomycetes; Helotiales; Helotiaceae
Source: the annotation of a GenBank genome assembly
AUGAUGUAAAUCAUAAUAGUUUAGUUAUUCAUAAACCCCAAAUAGUAGCUUUAACAGUAUCUAAAGUAAGGGUUAGAUCUAUAUCAACUAUAUCUAAUUUAAGGCAAUAUGAUGUAAAUCAUAAUAGCUUAGUUAUUCAUAAAUCCCAAAAAGUAGCUUUAACUACUUCUACAGUAUCUUUUCUAGGCGUUAGAUUUUUAUCAACUAAACUUAAUUUAAGGCAAUAUACUAGCCUUAAAAUUUAUAAUCAAAGCACUACUUUAACCAGAGUUAUAGAUAAAAAUUAUCCCAUUAUAUCCAGAGCCGACCGCAGGAGGGAACUACCUAUUUUUAGAAGAUGGGCGUGUUAUUUUUGAUGCCUCUGGGGGUGCAUCCGUAUCUUGUUUUGGAUAUGCUCACCCAGAAUUAAAUCAAGCGUUAAUUACUCAAAUAAUAACCGGGGUUAAUUAUACUUGUGGGGACAGUUAUGUUAACGCUUCUACUUUGGCAUUAAACGAAGCCUUAGUGGCUAGCACUAAUGGUUUAAUGGUAAAAGUUUACUUAUCUGGCUCUGGUACAGAAAGCAAUGAAAUAGGGCUUAAAUUAGCUGUUCAAUACUUUUUUAAUAUAGGUGAAGUUAAACGGGUUAAUAUUAUUAGUAGGGAUACUUCGUACCACGGUAAUAGUGCCGGAGCUUUGACUGUCUCUGGACAUAUAGCCAGAAAAGAACCCUUUAAACCUAUUUUAGGUACUUAUUCUCAUACAAUAUCCUCUUGUAAUCCUUAUAGACAACGUUUAGAUGGUGAAACGGACGCUCAAUUUGUAGCUAGAAAAACUGCCGAAUUAGAGGCUAAAUUUCAAGAAUUAGGGCCAGAUACUGUAAUAGCAUUUAUAAUGGAAACCGUAUCUGGUUCUUCUUUAGGUUGUGUUGGACCGGUUCCGGGCUAUCUUGAGGGUAUGAGAGCGGUUUGCCAUAAACACGGCGCUUUGUUUAUUUUGGAUGAAGUGAUGUGCGGCAUGGGGCGAUGUGGUACUUAUAUUCAUGCUUGA